UAAAGGGUGUGGAAGUGUUCCAAGAGAUGCACAGCUAAUCCAGCUUCUCUCUAUUCCCCUCCAAUACAUACAGCUAUUAUUUUUAAGUGUGUCUUGAGGCUUGCUAGCUAGCUGCUGCAGCCAUUUAGACAAAGGGAACCUGCAUAUAUUGUAUAGGGAAAGAAGGGUGAAAAUGAAGACAAAGAUGGGUGAGAACAUUGCAGCAAAAAACCAGCUUUCCCACCACCAAGUUUUCGAUGUCUCAGUCGACGUCCAUCCACAAGGCGGCUCCAAGUGCUUCGACGACGAUGGUCGUCUCAAGCGAACGGGGACGGUUUGGACUGCUAGUGCUCACAUAAUUACAGCUGUGAUUGGGUCCGGGGUUUUGUCCUUGGCUUGGGCCAUUGGUCAGCUGGGAUGGGUUGCUGGCCCUGCAGUCAUGUUCUUGUUUUCUUUUGUCACUUACUACACUUCCACACUCCUCUCUGCAUGUUAUCGUUCUGGGGACCGUCACACUGGCAAGAGAAACUAUACCUACAUGGAUGCUGUGCGAUCAAACCUUGGUGGAGCAAAGGUCAAGAUAUGUGGGCUAGUUCAGUACUUGAACCUCUUUGGAGUAGCCAUUGGCUACACCAUAGCAUCAUCCAUAAGCAUGAUGGCAAUCAAAAGGUCUAAUUGCUUCCACAGCAGUCAAGGCAAUGAUCCAUGCCAAAUCAACAGCAACCCAUACAUGAUUGCUUUUGGCGUUGUUGAAAUACUUUUCUCUCAAAUUCCAGACUUCGAUCAGUUGUGGUGGCUCUCCAUUGUGGCAGCUGUGAUGUCCUUCACUUAUUCAACAAUUGGUCUUGGCCUUGGUGUGGCCAAAGUUGCAGAAACUGGAAAGUUCAGGGGAAGUCUGACUGGAAUAAGCAUUGGCACUGUGACUCAAACACAAAAGAUAUGGAGGAGCUUCCAAGCACUGGGGGACAUAGCUUUUGCGUACUCUUACUCCAUGAUCCUUAUUGAAAUUCAGGACACAGUUAAAUCCCCACCUUCAGAGUCCAAGACAAUGAAGAAGGCCACUCUACUUAGUGUUGCAGUCACAACCCUUUUCUACAUGCUCUGUGGGUGCAUGGGUUAUGCUGCUUUUGGGGACCUCGCCCCCGGAAACCUCCUCACCGGUUUUGGUUUCUAUAACCCAUAUUGGCUUCUGGACAUAGCAAAUGCUGCCAUAGUAAUCCACCUUGUUGGUGCAUACCAAGUUUAUUGCCAACCCCUGUACGCAUUCAUUGAGAAAAGCGCUAAAGAAAGAUUCCCGGAUAGUGAUUUUGUCAACAAAGACAUCAUAAUCCCGAUCCCUGGUUUCCAUCAUCCCUACAGACUCAACCUCUUCCGGUUGUUUUGGAGGACAAUUUUUGUGAUCAUAACCACUGUGAUAUCAAUGCUUCUACCCUUCUUUAAUGAUGUGGUAGGACUUCUUGGGGCUCUGGGUUUUUGGCCUCUCACAGUUUACUUCCCUGUGGAGAUGUAUAUAGUGCAAAAGAAGAUACCCAAGUGGAGCACAAAAUGGCUUUGCCUUCAAAUCCUGAGUGGUGCUUGCCUCAUCAUCACCAUAGCCGCAGCUGCUGGCUCAAUUGCGGGGGUUGUUCUCGAUCUCAAGUCUUAUAAGCCCUUCGCCACCAGCUACUAGGUUGAAGUUCAACGCAAUCAUCAUUGCACAUCAACUGAUCUAAAGCAAAGAAAGAAACAGCCUUUCGAAUUUCAAUUCUUGUUCAUGCUCAUGACAAGCUUAAAUGGAUGUUGUUAACUAUCAAGGUUAUUGCUUAGCAGACUUCUGUUUUUCUUUUUACUGUUUUCAAGGAAAGAAAGACGUCACCCUGUAUGUAACAUAUUGGAAUUAAGCAAAAGUUCUGUCCAAAUCUAAUUACUUCCUUCA
This is a messenger RNA of Juglans microcarpa x Juglans regia, 1894 nucleotides long. Its product is annotated as amino acid permease 3-like. The record is from RefSeq and is a predicted model, not a curated record. The transcript is spliced from 7 exons. The coding region runs from base 173 to 1648 and encodes 491 amino acids. Gene Ontology annotation, cellular component: plasma membrane. Lineage: Eukaryota; Viridiplantae; Streptophyta; Magnoliopsida; Fagales; Juglandaceae.